AUGUCGGGAGACGUGGUCGGAGGAUCCCGGGAAGAUGAAAGCCAACAGGCCAAGACAGCUUCUCCGUCAGCAUCUCCAGUACUCAUCAACAGAAAGAAGCUCCUGGAGUGCUGUGUUUUGUAUUAUAUUUGUCACGGGUGCAGCACUCCUGAUUAUGCCACCCCGGAUCGUGAAAAUCUAAUGGAUAGCUUGGAUUGUAACAAGGAAAACUUUUCUUGCCGUAAAUUACCAGAGAAACUUAAUACAACUAAGGGCAAAAGCUUGCGGCGAGAUCAAGUUACCUUGAAUCCCCAAAGUCCCGUUCUUUUUGGAAGUCAGCAAACAGAGGAUCUUGCACCAGAUAGUUCGGAAACUCAAGAAGCUAAAGUUGAGAAGACAGUGUCGAAUGGCACGCAGCAGAUUCACAGUUUUGCCCCACAGUCUGCCAUUGCUUUGAGCUGUAGGAUCAAGCCCCCUCCUUGCAUUAGAAACCCGUAUCUCAGUUUUGCGUUGGAGACUGACAUAGAUCCUUUUGGAGAUCAAAGGUCCAAAUCUGCCGGCUUAUUCUCUUCUGUCACCGGAGGAGCUGGUCCCUCACGUUUCCAUACCGAUUUCCUAGAAAUUGAGCAAAUUGGAACUGGUCACUUUGGCCACGUUUGGAGAGUUUUAAACAGAAUAGAUGGCUGCUUGUAUGCUGUGAAGCAAAUCAUCAGGUCAUUGUGUCAAGACGCGGAAAAGAGAAAAGCUUUGAUGGAAGUACAAUCUUUGGCAGCUUUAGGCUCUCACGAGAACAUUGUUGGAUACUACUCUUCUUGGUUCGAAAAUGAUCAUCUUUACAUUCAGAUGGAGCUCUGUGAUGAUAGCUUGUCUUGUCGGAAAUCUUCACUUUUAACCGAAUGUGACGCAUUGACAUUGCUGCAUCAGCUUGCGAAAGUACUGCUUUUUAUGCAUGACAGAGGAAUUGCCCACCUUGAUGUUAAGCCGGAUAAUAUUUACGUCAAUAACGGAGUAUACAAGCUCGGUGAUUUUGGUUGCGCGGCUCUUCUUAACAGCAGCCUACCCGUUCAGGAGGGCGAUACGCGGUACAUGCCUCAUGAGAUCCUGAACGGGAAGUUUGAUCAUCUUGACAAGGUUGAUAUUUUUGCCUUGGGAGCUUCUGUAUAUGAGCUUGUAACAGGGUCGACUUUGACGAAAUCCGGGCCUCAGUUUCUGAGUCUUAGAGAGGGAAAUCUGCCUCUUCCCCCCGGCCAUUCGUUGCACUUCCAGGAUUUGCUGAAGGUCAUGAUGGAUCCAGAUCCAACCGUGCGGCCUUCCGCGAAAGAACUGUUGGAGAAUCCAAUUUUCGACAAGAUUCGGAGGAACGAAUUCCAACUGCCAACACAAAUAACUAACAGCAGGUGCUGA
Messenger RNA from Rhodamnia argentea, 1383 nucleotides. RefSeq names its product wee1-like protein kinase. The record is from RefSeq and is a predicted model, not a curated record. The transcript is spliced from 9 exons. Gene Ontology annotation, biological process: protein phosphorylation. Lineage: Eukaryota; Viridiplantae; Streptophyta; Magnoliopsida; Myrtales; Myrtaceae. Gene Ontology annotation, molecular function: ATP binding; protein kinase activity. Bases 1 to 1383 code for a protein of 460 amino acids.